Messenger RNA from Saccharomyces mikatae IFO 1815, 705 nucleotides. It is a transcript of the gene HUA2, whose product is annotated as Hua2p. The transcript has a single exon. The record is from RefSeq and is a predicted model, not a curated record. NCBI's taxonomy places the organism in Eukaryota, Fungi, Ascomycota, Saccharomycetes, Saccharomycetales, Saccharomycetaceae. Bases 1 to 705 code for a protein of 234 amino acids.
AUGUGUUCUGACUAUGAUACAGUAAUGUAUUCUUCGGGAGAAGUUGACAGAAGCGAUGGUAUCAUAUUGGGCUAUAAGAAGAGAUUGUCAAUGAUUGAAAAUCGUAUGCAACAUCUCUUGGAAGAUAUUAGUUUCGAUAUCCAGCAGAUUGAACCCAUUCUCGUUGACCUUCAAAGAAGUUAUGACACAAUUUUACAACUUCUACGAAAAAGGAAUGAUUCAUUGCAAUGUAAGGAUUUUAAUUAUCGAACUGAUCGAAUCCCCAUAAAAAAAUACGGAUCAGCAGAGGCAAACCUUAGAUUGACCGGAAAUUUUAUGAAGUUUCAGCUGGAUAGCGGACUAAAAUUCGGCGAGGAAAAUAUACUCAGGAUCCUGCAAAAUAACGUAGACUUCAAGCACUAUUUCCAGAUUGACAAUAACAAGAAGCAAAGGAUACUACUACUCGCCGUCUAUCAAUGUCUUAAUGGUCCAGUUCGCUUGCAUAAAACACUUAAUAUCGAUGGAAUUAUACAUAAUUGUAGUAUCAGAACCAUUCUAGGCAAACAAGUGUCCAGCUCCAAGUGGAUGGUGUUUCUGUAUGAUGUGAAGCUAGUUUUGUUAGCACAUAGGGGUGAUGUACCGGACUUGGAAACCAGCAAAAUGAUUGUCAGAUAUGGUGAUUUAUUUCCUUGCGCGUUGUAUUUCAAAGAUCAUGCAGCAUAUUAA